AUGCUGCUCGUCGCAUUGAAGCAAUGUCAUGUAUUACCGCAGCUUGGUCCAACUAAGGCGUUGGCACGCAAUUGCGUCACGUCGAUCGGAGAAGAGCACACGGAGGUCACAUGCAGUGACCAAGGCGAUAGAAAUCUUGCGCAGCGCACGUCACGUCGCACGUCGGACAACGGUGACCGUCUGGUCGACUUGUGCGAACAGACAGGCCUCAUCAUCGCCUCCACGUUUAAGAGGAAUCAUCGACGCCAUCAGCUCACGUGGCAGGGGUCAACCCUUUUAACGCCUGAAGAGCGGCGCAAGUGGAAGAUGAGGACUCUUAAGCUUCAGCUCGACUACGUUCUGACGAGGAACAUUCCUCAGUCAGAUAUCCGAAAAUCUAGAGCUGUUUGGGACGUCGCGUUCGACUCUGACCACCGUCCAGUUCUUCUCAGCUUCAAGAUACGGUUCCACAAGAGAAACCUAGGAGUUCCUCUUCAACCGAAAAUCGACAUGGCAGGUCUGAAAGACGAUGAAUGCAGAAGAAAAUUCCGCCAACGUGUAUCUAUUCAUGUUGUAGUACGGACCAGGAAGAAGCUUAGCGAUGCGGAUUCCUUCACAGAGUGCAUCCAGGACGCUGCAAAGGAAACGCUCCCAGUUCUAUUGCCGAGGAAGAAGUUUGCCUUUGCAUCUGCGGAAACAAAAUCCACAUACAAUUCUGUAUAUGUCGCGCGCAGCGCUGGUGACUUCAACCAGGAAAAGCGUCUUAGAAGGAAGCUGCGUCGUCAACUGCAACAAGACCGCGACAGGUUAUGGGCUUUGGCGAUUUGCGACGGACGACGGCUCCUUUUUGCAAUGGAUCUGCGGAGACAAGAUCCACGUACAAUUCUGUGCGUGUCAAGUUAUGAUUCAACCAGGAAAAGCGUCUUAGAAGGAAGCUGCGUCGUCAACUGCAACAAGACCGCGACCUUGCUGAACCGGGUAGCACCGUCAGCUCCUGAACUCGAACACGUUCAUAGACCGACAUAUGCGGUUAACGAGGAGCCACCGACCGAGUCGGAGGUCCUGGUCUGUAUUCAGAAAAUGAAGAAUGGAAAAUCUGGUGGAGACGACGGGAUUAGCGCAAAAAUGCUAAAAUAUCUUCCUCCGUCUGGGAUUCGUGAGAUGACAAAGAUCAUCCGUUCAAUAUGGAUAAACGAAAGGUUACCUGAUUCGUGGAGACACGCUAUCAUAAUUCCCCUCCACAAGAAGUUAUCCGUCACGGACCCAAGGAAUUAUCGAGGAAUCUCUUUGCUGCGUCUUAUGUACAAGGUACUGGAGCGCAUUAUCCUGGACCGACUCAUUAAACAUCGCGAAGAAACGACGCGCGACGAGCAAGCUGGCUUUCGUCCUGGCCGAUCUACGAUUGACCAGGUGUUCAUCGUCAGGAGAGUGAUCGAAAUCUAG
Molecule: messenger RNA, 1422 nt
Organism: Necator americanus (New World hookworm)
Lineage: Eukaryota; Metazoa; Nematoda; Chromadorea; Rhabditida; Ancylostomatidae
Exons: 3
Coding region: 1-1422 (473 amino acids)
Source: RefSeq, a predicted model, not a curated record